GCCUCUUCACGGAUAGAGGAGGGGCUGGACCGUGGCGCGGGGUGGAGGAGAGGACGGGUAGAACGAAGGCUGGCAGCGGUGCUUUGGAAAACCCACUUCUCCAAAAAUAAAGUUUGACUACAUUCUUCUUAUCGAACGGAAGACUUCACAGAAUAGAUUCUUUUUUUUCCAGUUUUUUUUUUACCAUUGCUUAUUGGGGAAAAUGACUAAACCAUCAGACUUUUAGGAGAAAAUACAUUGGAAAGUGUCGCUCAACUUUCUACACAGGAAGCAAGGUCUAACUGCAGAUUGCGGACGACUCAGAUGCUCAGAACAUGGAGCUGAACAGAGGAGAAGUACCUCUAUAUGGCCAGGUGGAGGUCCGUGCUGUGUUACAGGUUCCAGAUCUGGACAGGGAACCAGAACAGACAGAGUUCUACGUGGUUCUAGAAGGUUCCAGACUAGUCCAUGUUACUGUAGUUAAGAGAGCGGAGGAUGGAGAGUCUCUUUGUUUCACAGUUCCUGGUCACGACCUCCAAGAGACCGCCUCUGUCACAGUGUAUCGCCACACAGAGGGCGGAGCCAAGCCUUGUGGAGGCGGGGCCUCCCUGAGGUACGUCUGCGAUUUGCCACAGGAAGUGGCCGAGUACCUGCUAGCCAACAGCGACUGUCUGAGUCCCCAGAGCCACCUGGAGGUUCUGAGGAGGGUCUCAGCAGCUCCAGGGGAGGGGGACAGGGAGGGUGACAUGAGCGCUGGUCCAGGAAAGGAGCACUCUCUGGGGCAGACAGACCAGGAGGAGGAGGGGGUUAGCGGUGGGAGACCCAGACCUGAUCCACAGAUAGAGUGUCAUCUCAGGGAGAUGGAUGAGAGGAUAACCCAGGCCGUGGCAAACCUGAACUACCCUCUGGAGUGGAGCGGCAAGGCCAGCCAACCUAGAGAAGAACUCCUGCCCAGGGAGGCUCUCCUCCACCUCUCAGUGCGUCUGGGUUUGCUCCAUCUCUCCCGCUUUCUGAUUGGCCAGCCUAUGGGUCAGAGGGCACUGACCAUGCCCAAUGAGGAGGGGGAAACGCCCCUACAGCUGGCUCAGAGGAGAGGAGACCACUCCCUCUUUAUGGCACUCGCUACUUCACCUGUCCCUCAGAGGUCUCCCCUUGUCGGGGUGUGGUGUGUAUGGGCAGAUAGCACCCAUGUACUGAGGUUCUGUCCUGGAUCUGGCUGCCUCUCCCUCACCUUCCUGGGGGGCCCUGAGAGCAGUGUUCUGGGCAACAUCCUGGUCCUCAGAGAGAAACUGAUGGACCACAACAUCCUCAGACAGAUCUCAGCACUGAGAGGUGAUGUUCAGAUGGGGGACAGUUACGGAUUGGACGUCCAUAGAAGUGAUGCCAGUGACGGAGGUCUGGGCAGGGGGCUGCCACUUGGAUACCUUACUCUGGUGGAUAGUGUUUUUGAAGAUCAGCUUGUUCUCUCUCUGGAUGAUGAUGAGGAGCUUCCAACGUUACAAACAGUAAAGUCCCAGACGACCCACCCCAGAGGAACCCAGAGACAGUUCUCUCACUCUGCUGCUGCAGACACAUCAGCCUCCAUGAUCAAUGGCAGGAGUCAGCUCAACACAGAGGUGGAUGACCUAAGGGCUAAGGUCAGUGUUGCUGGCAUAAGGAGGGACAGCUCUGUGACUGUCAGCAGGGUGUGGGACUCUGUGUCCUCAGAGGCCCUGCUCCUACAGGCCACCUGCACCCCUCUACCUCCCUUGGGACUAGAGGAACAACAGUCCCCCUCCGUCUCUCCCUCUCCCUCACCUUCCCCUGCUGACCGAGCCCUCGCCCGACUCAACAGCAACUCCCACUCUUACCUAGCCAAUCAGAAAGGGAGCCGGCCUCUGGAAUCCCCUGACCUCAGCCCCAGUCUGGUAGCUCUAGUGAUGGACAGUGAGGAAGAUGAGGAGGGGUUCCUGGUGAAGUCUUCCCUCUCUCCCAUCUCUCCCCUGACCUCUGACCCUCGUAGCAGCGGGGACGACACCUCCCCAGACCUCACCUGCACACGCACACACUCCGCGUCCUCAGAUGGCGACCCCACCAUCGCAAAGGAAAUGAGCAAUCAGGGGAUCAGACACCGCUCCUACUCAUACUCCUCCCCCAAGAUCAGCCUGCUGCCCCCCCGCUUCUCCCGCAAAACCUUAGCCACGCCUGCGACCUCUGACCUCAGCCCAGAACAGAGAACAUUCAGUCUAUCAGAGCAGCCUCUCGAAAAAAGAAUUGAAGAGGAGGAGUGGGACAAGUACAACAUCCCCUCCAAGGUGGAGUCAGAGAAAUACAAAGUGAUUCGUACCUUCAGCUUCCUCAAGAGCAGGAUGUCCACCACUCGCAACAAGAACAAGGGAAAGGGGAAGGAGAAGGAGAGAGAGAAGGGGAAGGAGAAGGAGAGAGAGAAGGAAGGGAAAGACAAGGACAAACAGCAGAAUGGACAUCGUUUCUCCACGGGUUCCUGUGCUGGUUCCACCGUCUGUCUGGUCUGUGACAAACCUGCUACUGGCAAGGACCUUCUGCACUGCUCCUGUUGUACAGUCAUGGUCCAUAAGGGUUGUAAGGACUCUGCUCCCCCAUGUCUAAAGAAACUUCAGGAUAAGUAUGCAGUUACUAUGGUGAAGAACCGAACAGCAUCCCUCCCACAGAACUUCACAGUGCGAGACAGUCCCUCUCCAUGUCCGAUCUCCACCUCAGCCUCUCUACCUAUGAUGAGCCAGAGGGACAAGAGGGAAACAGCCUCCCUCCCCAACCCCCUCUCCAAGAGUGUCCCUUCUGCCACAGACAGCAGGCUUAACGAGAGUCCAGAGGCGGAGUCUGACAGCAGGUGGUGUCCUGGCCAAUCAGAGGAGCUUCUGCAGACCACCGAGUCGUCCACGUCCACUGACUCCUCCGUCGGAGAAGACUGUGUGGACGCUAGUCUCCAUAGUGACCUAGAUGCUGAUGCUCUAGACUACGAGGCUGAGUCUUGGAGUCUGACGGUGGAGCACACGUUCUGUAAGAAGCAGGACAAACGGGUGGUCAAGAGACAGGAUGUUAUCUAUGAGUUGAUGCAGACAGAGAUGCACCACCUCCAGACACUGAGGAUCAUGGCUGAGGUGUUCCGGCGAGGGAUGAUGGAGGAGGUUCAGUUGGAUGCGGGCGCCGUGGACCGUGUCUUUCCCUGUCUGGAUGAACUCCUCCUCCUCCACCACAACCUCUUCAACGCCAUGCGGGAACGCCGCCACAGCUCCGCCAAGCCACACGGGGACAGGAACUACGUCAUAGUGCGCAUCGGAGACAUCCUGUUGCAACAGUUUUCUGAAGACAGUGCAGAGAGGAUGAAACAGGUGUAUGGAGAGUUCUGCAGCCAUCACACUGAGGCAGUCACCUUCUUCAAAGAGUUACAGCAGCACAACAAACGAUUUCAGACCUUCAUCAAGCAACAAAGUAAUAACUAUUUGGUCCGGAGGAGAGAGAUCCCAGAAUGCAUCUUGUUGGUGACCCAGAGGAUCACUAAGUACCCUGUUCUGCUGGAGAGGAUUCUACAGUACACUCAGGCGGACAGUGAGGAGCACAUGGACCUCUCCAGAGCUCUGGUUCUGAUCAAGGAAGUUAUCGCGGCGGUUGACCUGAUGGUCAGUGAGUUUGAGCAGGGUCAACGGUUACAGGAUGUCCUGAACAGGAUGGAGAAUCGUAGCUUUGCCAAGCUGAAGAACGGGCACACGUUCAGAAAGCAGGAUGUUCUGGGGCCAGGCCAGACCCUCAAACACCAGGGCCUGUUACUGUGGAAGACCGCCACCGGACGACUCAAAGAUGUCAUGGCUCUCCUUCUGACAGACACACUGAUCUUCCUCCAGGAGAAAGACCAGAAGUUCAUAUUCGCUGCUGUGGACCAGAAGCCCCCAGUGAUCUCUCUCCAGAAGCUGAUCGUCAGAGAGGUAGCCAAUGAGGAGAGAGGGAUGUUUCUGAUUAGUGCGUCGGCUGCAGGGCCAGAGAUGUACGAGGUCCACACUUCCUCGAAAGAUGAACGCAACACCUGGAUGAGACUAAUCAGAGAGGCAGUAGAGAGCUGUCCAGAGGAAGAGGAGGAGAACACUAACGAGUCAGAAGAGGAGAGAAGAACAGCUGAGGCCAGACUCCAGAAGAUACACAAACUACAGGAGACCCUAUCCAGUCAGGAUUAUCAGAUAUGCUCCAGUCUGGAGGAGAAGCUACAGAUCUAUGCUGAACUGUCUGCCCUGAGGGGCGAGGCCCAGGAACCACACCCUGAGACACACCUACUGGUCCAGCCAAACCCAGAGGAGGUGCCCCAGGCUGCAGUACUGCUUACUGCCGCACUCAGAGAGGCUGAGAACCUGAGGACCACUCUGUCCUCGCUGACCUUUUCCCCCUUCAGCCCCUGCAGCCCACCCAGGGACCCCCUGUCCCACCCUGUGUCCCCAGCCUGCCCUCCUACCCCCCAGGACAUCCCCUCAGAUGCGGAGGCCUCUCUUGGGGACCCUAAUACCAGGGAUGGGGAGUCAGCCUCCCAGGUCCUUGUACUGCAGUCCCUGACUAAUAAUAUCAACCUUAAGGUGUCACACAGUGUCCAAAGCUUGACCCAGUUGCUCUAUAGUCUACAGGCGGCGGUAACCAUCCAAGACAGUUUCUACGAGGUUCAGAAGUUCCUCCUCCACGAGACUGACCGCCACUCCCCCCGCUCUCCGAGACCACACACCCCAUGUCUCCGUGGCAACGCUCUGCAGGAGCAGGAGAAGCAGCGUAACCUAGAGAAGCGCCGUGAGGAGGUGGCGGCCGCAGUACGGCUGCAGGGCAGGCUGCACCAGGAGAGACAGCGGUGGGAGAGGGAGUGCCAGGCACGCCACAGCCAACAGGGGGAGCUGGAGAGCAGGCUGGAGGAGAGGGAGAGACAGUGCCACCUGGAGGCUGAGAGGCUGAAACAGGAGCGGGAAGAGCUGGAGGAGCAGCUGGGAGAGUACCAGCAGAGCCUGGAGAGGCUGAGAGAGAGUCAGAGGAGUGUGGAGAAGGAGAGGGAGAGGCUGGAGACCCAGCAGAACCUGUUGCAGAGCUGGAGACAUAGCCGACAAAGGAGCCUGCCUGUCAUGGUCAUACCACUGGACCGCUGUCAUCAGGACUCACUUCCUGGUCAGCCUGGAGGCCAUCUUGACAACGGCGGCUCAGUUUUUGUCAACGAGGCAGCGGUCACCACGGCAAUGGGGCUCAACAACCGCCAUGUGCACCACCACCUGCAGCAGCAGCAGAGAGGGGGGUCCCUGGGGUACGGAGAUGACCCUCGAGCCCACAACAGCCUGAACACCCUACUGGCCCGCUCCAGCCACGGACAGACACUCCAACUCCACCCUGACACACACACACCCCAGGGCUGGGCGGGUGGCACCGGUGUCACCGGGUACCUCUACACACCCACAGAGGGACAGGGCUCUGAGCAGAAACCCAACGAUAUAAACACACACCGCUAUGUGAGGGAGACGUGGUCAUCGAUGGCAACAGCGGCUGGACAAUAUCAGGGUGUACCGCCACAUGGAGAUCCCCAACUGGACCUGUCCUUCUUGGUUCCCCUGGAGACGGAGAGUGGGGAUGGGGAGGACGUGGGAGAGGAGAACAUUGUGUACCUCUGAGGCUGAACCCCCUGAGUCAAAACCAGGACUUAAAUCUGGAAUCCUUAAUGGUGACACUGCCACGUCCGUUUGGGAUAUUACUACAACAAAGAAGUUACUGCAAACAACAAACACAGUUUUUCCCCCCUUGGACAUCAUUAGAAUCACAGAUAUAAUAUGAAUAUAUGAAGGCUCUGAAUCCAAGGUUGGACAGUAAAUAUCUAGGCCUAUUGUAUAUCAACAAGGUUUAAAGAAGUAACAGGACUGGCACAUACAGAAAUAUCUCAUGCUUUGUCUCUCUGCCCCGCCACGUCUGUGCCAGGUACCCUCCAUAUGUGUCGCCAAGUGUUGUCAAAUGACAAACACUUUUAUAGUGCUACUUGUUUAUGUGUCCAUAUGUUCAGUGUGUGUGUGUGUAACUUCAUCCUCUAUGUGUGUGUGUGUGUGUGUGUGUGUGUGUGUGUGUGUGUGUGUGUGUGUGUGUGUGUGUGUGUGUGUGUGUGUGUGUGUGUGUGUGUGUGUGUGUGUGUGUGUGUGUGUGUGUGUGUGUGUGUGUUGAGAGUUCAACUCCAGGGCUGCCAUCGGGCCUGUGUGCCUGAGGCCCUCCAAUGACAGUUACCCUGACCAACCCUGCUGCCUGCCUUCCCCCUCUCUCCUCACCCCUGUAUCAGUCUCAAUCUCUCUGUUUCCCUGCUCCACACUGCCCUAAGUCUGCUUCAGUCUACCUCUCGUUCUCUCCCUUGUCCUCUAAGCCCAAUCUCUCCAGGACUAUUUAUUAGGCUCUCCCAGAAUGAAAUGCUGAGGAGAGUCUUCUCUGUGUUUCCGCAGGGGAAAGAGAGAGAGCCGAGAGGGGCUGGUAUCACUGUAGAAUCAGGCUGAAUCUGUCCAGUUGCUCUGUGGCUGAUUGUCUGGCCAGGAAAUAAACAGCUGCUCGCCCAUUCAUCAGACAAGCUCUAUUUAGAAGGUGAGCGGGACGCUGCAAACACAUUAGUCAUGAAGGAUGAGGUGAAGCACCAUGGUCGGAAGGGAUUUGGUCCCUUGGUUUCUCAGACUGUCUGGCUCUGGCUACGCCCGGACAGCAUCAUUUGUUUUAAUCCGAAGGACUUUUUAUUGUUUUGAAAGAGAGUAAAGGUAUUGUGGUUUUAGGAAUGAUGUUGUGACUGUAGCAGUCUAUCAAUACAAUAUAGGACACUGCACUAGUCUGCCUAUAUAAAGUACAUAUUUUAUUAGGGUCAAACGCAUAUAUUGGUCAAAAACCAUAGGACAGAACAUUUCUAUACUUUCAAUGACCUUUGCUUUUAAAAGUGGUUUUAAGAAUCCAAUCAGGGACAGAGUGCACUGUACAUGUGAAGCAUACCAAAUAUGGCCACAUCUCUUCUGCAUGAUACAUUUGUUUUUACAUCGUUUUCAUAGAUUUUAAUGUUUAAAUAUUCCUUCCAAGGCACAUAUUUCAUAGCACAUGAUUUAUUCCAGUAUGUGUUCAGUUACUUUUAGAUUUCGUCUUAUGUAAAGUUACCUUACUAAUGCAUGUGUAGUAAUAGUAGCAGGAUAGUCAGCCUGGUAUCAGUUUAUAUCAGUGGAGGCUCCAUAGAGGAGGAAGGGGGGACUAUCCUCUGUGAAUUUCAUAAAAAUAAAAAUAGUGAAACAUUGAAAAAGUGAUCCUUUUUAUAUAAAACUAUACUAAAUCUAUUCACGUCACCAAAUAGUUGAUUAAAACACACUGUUUUUCUAUAUAGGUCUACAGUAGCCUCAACAGCACUCAGUAGGGUAUCACCAUGGAGUAGCCAUAGGACAGCUAGUUUCCAUCCUCCUCUGGCUACAUUGUUUUAUUUAUUAUUUUUGUAUUUUAUUAUUUUACACUUAUUUUACCAGGUAAAUUGACUGAGAACACGUUCUCAUUUACAGCUACAACCUGGGGAAUAGUUACAGGGGAGAGGAAUUACACCAAUACAAAACUUAUAGACUUACACAGUAAUAAUGACAUUUUCCGGAGAAUGUCCUUCAACCUAUCAGAGCUCUUGCAGCAUGAACUGACAUGUUGUCCACCCAAUCAAAGGAUCAGAGAAUGAAUCUAGCACUGAAAGCAUAAGCUACAGCUAGCUAGCACAGCAGUGCAUAAAUUGUGGUGAGUAGUUGACUCAAAGAGAAAGACAAUAGCUGACCAGUUUUUAACAAAUGAAUUUCUUCAAAAAUGAAGGAGAGGCAAGAGAGAGAGAGCUAUAUUUCUUGUUGUCAUUUUUUCACUUUCACUUUCACUUACUUAGCUAGUGAAUGCAGCUAGCUAGUUUAGCCUACUCAAACACCCAGCUAAAACAGGGAGGGAUGAUAUGUUAGCUAGCUGGCUAUGACUAUCCAAAACUGGAAUUUUUCCAAGUCAAGGUAAACUUUUGGUUUUAUUAAUUUAUUGCCACCGGGGCUCGCUGGUGUAAGUGCUAAACUGCUUGCUGUACACUGUACUGCAUGAUUGUCGCGGCUUUACUAACGCGUUAGUUCUCGUAGCCAUAUUGACUAGCUAUGAUGUUAGCUACUAUGGUGACAAUGAUGUAAGCUGUGUGUAGCAGUUAGUGGUUAUAAUCUGAAGGUUUGGCUUGGACAGUUUUUUUGCCUGGUCACAGACAGCUGGUGUGUUGUGCGCUGCAAUCCACGAGUGAAGGGAAAAGGUGAGAGGAGGAGAGUGCGUAGAUGUGAGAAGGAAUACAACAAGCAAAGUAAUCAUGUUGUUUGUAUAUGGCUGCUAUGAAAGUGAACUGUGUUUAUGUGUGAUCAGGGAUGCGUGUAUUCAUUCCUCCGAUUCUGUAAGCCAACGGAAUGAAACAUGGAUAAAAAUACCUGAAUUUGUUUGCAACUGUUGGGUCUAAUGAUUACACCCUAGAUCAGCUAGAUGCAGGCAAGAGUGUGUGGUAUUAAAUGUGUCACUGUAACGGUCGUCUUAGUAAUUGGACCAAGGCGCAGCGGGUUGAGUGCUCAUCUUAACUUUUAUUGUGAACACGACUAAUAAACAAAACAAUAAACGAAUGAACUGU
Molecule: messenger RNA, 8623 nt
Organism: Salmo salar (Atlantic salmon)
Lineage: Eukaryota; Metazoa; Chordata; Actinopteri; Salmoniformes; Salmonidae
Product: rho guanine nucleotide exchange factor 28
Biological process (GO): regulation of Rho protein signal transduction
Molecular function (GO): guanyl-nucleotide exchange factor activity
Source: RefSeq, a predicted model, not a curated record